Molecule: messenger RNA, 1472 nt
Organism: Pogona vitticeps (central bearded dragon)
Lineage: Eukaryota; Metazoa; Chordata; Lepidosauria; Squamata; Agamidae
Gene: C1H6orf163
Product: chromosome 1 C6orf163 homolog
Source: RefSeq, a predicted model, not a curated record
ACCGGGUCAGAGGUUAGUCCACAUCCUCAGACUGGUGACCAGAUGAUAUGAGAGCUCUUUAACACCAGAGCUAAAGAAGAAGCAGGUGGAUGCUUCAUGGUAAUAUCAGCUUACCAUACAAUGAUGAAACAUUCCUCCCUUUCCCACUGACGUGGAUGGAUUCUAAGGAAGCACCACAUUAACUCUGUUUUGCCUACAAGAACAAGGGCUUUGCUUCUGCAUGUAGACCACGAUCAAGACUUCUAUUAUCUGUGGAGCAGGAAAAAAACUUGGAUGCAAUCAUGAUUAGGAAUCCAGAUUUUGACACAUUUGUUUGCUGUGCCGUUUGUUCAAAACUAAUUCCACCACCUCCUACACCAGAGACCUUUGAAAGGAUUAGGGAAUAUAAGCCUUACAAAACACGGUAUUAUACGCACAAAGAUAUACUGGAGCUUGGAGCUGACCUUAAGCAAGCAGAAGCAGAAAGAAGAGAAAUUGAAAUUGAAAAAAGAAUUGAUAAAGUACGAACUAGACUGCUGCUUCAGGCUCAGACCGAAAAAGAGGAUGCAGUGGAAGAUGCUCUCAAUCGUGCCGAUGUUCUACACAAGAAAGAUCUUGAAGAGCUUAAAGCAAGAGAUGAACAAGCAUUACAGGAAGCUGUAAAGAAGACACAGCUAGAAAUGCUGCAGCAUUUGGAAGCAGAACUAAAGAGAGAAUCAGAAGCUGCUGAGCAACGGAUGACUCACAAACUUCAUCGGCUCAUACUUCAGUUUCAGCUGGAAAAGACAGCAGCUAUAGCUGAAAUGAGACGGGAGGAGCAAGGAAAGAUAACUGGAAUCCUUGAUGCACAAAAAAAGAAGUAUUUGGAGCAAAUUGAGCAAGCUAGUGCGAUUGCUAAUGAAAUUUAUCAGAGAAACCUGGAACGGUUAACUUGGGAAAAAAAACAUGAAAUGGAAAUGGCUCUUGCGGUCUCCCAAAAGGAGUUUAAGGAAGAAGCAGAGAAGCUGCUCAGAGAAGCAGACAAUGUUCGCGAGGCUCAGCUGGAAGAAGUGGCAAAUACGGUGAACCGGAAAGAAAGUCAGCUCCUAUCUCUCAGCCAGCAACUGGAAUACAUGACAGCCUGGAAAGACAGCCUGGAAGCUGAGAUAUUAGAAACAAGAGAAACCUUUCAGAAAUACAUAAAUCUCACAUUUCCCCAGCUUGCCCCAGGGCAAGCAGAUUUCAUCUUGCCGUUCAGAAAAAUUACUGCAUUCACAGACUCUGAAGUUGAAUAGCACACUGUCAAUUAGGAAAGCUAUCAGUGCAUCUGUCUAAUUUGUUGCCAACAUCCAGAUAUGCUACUGAGUGCUCCCAGUGUGUGUUUGUCUGUCGGAGGAAUAAAGCCAUCUUUCCUCACUACUUUAUAAAUGUGCAUUUAUCAGAGUACAAACGCUCUUCGUAUGUUAAUUUCCCCCAACACCAUUUUAGAAUGCAUUUGAAAAUAUCAUCCUCAC